CUAAAUUCGAACCUCGAGAUUGAAAUAUCUCCAUACAACCACAAACCCACAAUGUUGCGACCGAGAUUACGGAUACCGAGGGCAAGCCGACCAUGGCGCCCAGCAAUAUCCUCACGCCAAAUACACUUCGUUCCAGCUCUACGACAAUUCAACCCCGAUGAAGGAGUUCCAGGUUUAUUAUCAUCAGGAGGCUUCGAUCUAGCAUGGACCCAAUACAUGGCUUUCGUUAUGGAAAAGCUUAAUAUCAUGAUAGCUGAGGAUGACCUCGGACAACAAGACCCCCUAUCUAUCGUCAAAGCGACCGCCCGCGAGCCUUCACAGGCACACAUCUUCAACUAUGCUUCCAUGGCAUACAACAACCACUUCUUCUUCGAGAACAUCGCGAGAGUGGAACAAGAACCCGGCGCACCUACGGGAGCAGACAGGAUCCCGGAGAAGCUAAAAGAGGAGUUCACGAGACAUUUCAGCUCGGUGGAGACGCUACGGCGCGAGUUCCUGUCGACGGCGGUAGGCAUGUUCGGCCCGGGCUUCGUCUGGCUCGUCAAAGUCGCACAGUCGGACCAGCUGCGCAUCCUGCCGACGUACCUCGCCGGCACCCCGUUCACGGCCGCGCAUUGGCGACGCCAGGGCGUGGACAUGAAUACGCAGGGCCCCGCCUCCCGCGAGGUCGUCGACAGCUGGAUGAGCCGCGCGCAGACCGGUGCCGGCGCCAACGUCGGGUCCAGGUUCGUCGACCCGAACCUUGCGGCUCCGGGCGGCACAGACGUCAUUCCGCUCUUGUGUCUGAAUACGUGGGAGCAUGUCUGGCUGCGCGAUUAUGGUGUUGGUGCGAAUAAUCAGGGCGGCAAGAGGCAGUAUGUUAUGAAUUGGUGGGAGGUUAUUGAUUGGGAUAAGGUUGAGGAUCGUGCGAAUUUGAGGAAGGUGGCGUUUAAGACUUAGAUGUGGAUAGGUAUGUGUAUACUGUGUCUAUGUAUCUAGGUAGGUAGGUGGGUAGGUAGGAUGGUAUGUACAUGUCUAAGAAGGCUGGAAGGCUGGCUACCUACCUACCUGCCCGCCCGCCCGCUUGGUCUGGUGUAUGAUAUGGACUCGACUCAAUUCCCUUGCAGAUAGCUAGCUGGGUAUCUACAUAGACGGCUGGCGAGGCUAUGCUGGGCUAGGGAGGGCUAUGUGCUAUAUAUACCAAAUUUGUAAAUUAUGCUCUUGGUGAUAUGGAUGUGAUUUUGUAUUUCUGGGUUCUGGGUUGAGAAUAAUAUCGUAGGUAUUUGCCUAGUAAGUUAUAGGGUUUCUUGGUAUGGCU
This is a messenger RNA of Annulohypoxylon maeteangense, 1297 nucleotides long. RefSeq names its product manganese and iron superoxide dismutase. Gene Ontology annotation, molecular function: metal ion binding; superoxide dismutase activity. The record is from RefSeq and is a predicted model, not a curated record. The transcript has 3 exons. Gene Ontology annotation, biological process: superoxide metabolic process. NCBI's taxonomy places the organism in Eukaryota, Fungi, Ascomycota, Sordariomycetes, Xylariales, Hypoxylaceae. The coding region runs from base 52 to 939 and encodes 295 amino acids.